Messenger RNA from Chelonia mydas (Green sea turtle), 4676 nucleotides. It is a transcript of the gene TMEM37, whose product is annotated as transmembrane protein 37. The record is from RefSeq and is a predicted model, not a curated record. Lineage: Eukaryota; Metazoa; Chordata; Testudines; Cheloniidae. Gene Ontology annotation, cellular component: membrane. Bases 702 to 1295 code for a protein of 197 amino acids. The transcript has 2 exons. Gene Ontology annotation, molecular function: voltage-gated monoatomic ion channel activity; calcium channel activity.
AGCCCCGCCGCUGCUACCCCAGGGCUUUUAAGUGCCCUCUGGGAAAGCCGGUCCCGAUACGGCACACUGGCUCUUACCGGUACGCUGUACCGGGGCGUACCGGCUUACUGUCACCUCUGCUUAGGACCCACCCCUGGUGUGGACCAGGGAGGAAGGGCCUCAGACACAUGCUGGAGACCCCGGCCCCCAAAGCCCCUAGGCACAAAGGGGAGAGACCCCAGGGACUCCGGCUGCUGCUGUCCAGCUCCCUCUGCUUCCACCCUCCCCUGCUUCCCUGCAUCCUUCAUUACUCCUCUGCCCCCGCCUGUGCCCCUGCCCCCCGGCUGCCUGCCGCCGCCCGCGCCCUUUCCUGGCUCCCGCCGGUCGCUUGUUGCUCUGCUCGGAGCGCUUCGCUAACCUCCGCCUCCCUCCCUCCCUCCUUUGUGGCUGCGGCCGCCUCCUCUCCCCCGCGGCUGCACUGCUGCUGACUCAGCCAAAGGGGGAACUCAAAGGGCAGCAGCCAGCCCUGCCGUGCCGCGGCCCCCGGCUUCCCUGACCCCGGCAAGUUGCUGGCCGGGUGGCUGCUGCCCCCAGCUGUCCCGGCCGGGACCCUCCAGCUCUGAACGGGGCGCUGGCAGCGAGAGCUUGUUGUCAGCCCCUGAAGCGAAGCGAAGCAAAGUUUCUCUCUGGUCUCCUCCUCGCUGCAGGCAGCCGGAGCCAGCAUGACAGCCAUAGCGGUGCAGGCACAGAGAUUGCUUGCUCACAGAAGACCCAAGAAAUCAUUCUUUGAGACGUUCAUCAGAAGCCUCAUUAUUUUAUGCGUGGCAAUAGCAGUUGUCCUGUCAUCAAUUUCAGUUUGCGAUGGCCACUGGAUUUUUGCAAAAGGACAGUUGUUUGGACUGUGGCACUUCUGCACCAUAGGCAACAGCACCAAAUUGAAAUGUGUGACUGAUCUGAAUCAGGCCAGAGUGGAAGGGAUUAAUUUUGGAAUGAUUCUUGCAAGAAGUGUGGUGUCUCUUGCUGUGGUUGUAGCAAUAUUUGGCCUGGAACUUCUGAUGGUCUCCCAAGUCUGUGAAGACACUAAUUCAAGACGAAAAUGGUCAAUGGGAUCAAUCCUUAUUCUUCUCUCAUUUCUCCUGUCCUCCAGUGGAGUCCUGAGUUUUUUAAUCCUCCUGAAGGACUACAUUACCUUCAUGGGCUUCACACUGACCUUUUGGUGUGAGUUCAUUGCUGCCUGCCUUUUCUUCCUUAAUGGGAUGAGUGGACUUCACAUUAACAACAUAACAUACCCCUGGAACAGAGCAAGAAAAUUCUAGAACUGGUGGGUGUAUUCUGCUUUUGUGUCCUCAGCUUUGCCAGUUAGACUGGAAAAAUCAGUCAAAUGAAAUUGGAAAAGGACAUCAGGUUCUUAAAGUCAUUUGCAAAGAGAAAAUAUUUGAGUCAGUCUGAGAAUUUCAUAGGAUGUACCCAUAGUUCACUGAGGAUGGCUGCAGGGGAAAAAUUAAGACCUGCUAUAGUUUUAAAUGAAAUUUUCUGCAGUAGUAGAUAACAAAAUAAGGAAAGGGUCCUAUUUUGUUUUAAAUUUAAAGAAAGCAUCUGAAGUGUUUUAUGGAUAGAAGACCUGAAAAUUGCAAUCUACAUCAGUUGUUUUAAAGUACCGGGGUCAAACACUCUGUGUGGUGCUUUGGAGUUUGGUAUUGCUUUUUCUCCCCCAUCUUCAGUUGCUCUUCUUGAGUGUGUGAACAGAGUGUGAGGAGGAAUGUAUGCCCAGCGUGUACAGCCCGUCCGAUGGAGCUUCAUUUCAGCUUGGACAGACUAUUUAUGCCUGGUCACAUUUAUUAGUGUGACAUAUUGAAAAUCUUUAUCAGGGUUUCACACCCCGUCAUUCUCUUCACAAGACAUGAGUGAAACAGAUCUGAAUCAAUGCUAAUUAGCUCAUGUUUUCCAACUGUCACUUGUAUCUCCUAUAACUAUCCCUUCCCUAUAUAAUGUAUUAGAGGUUUGGGGUAUGUACAUCCACUGUGAUUAGGAUAUAGGGCCAGAGUCUCAUUUUGUCUCCAGCCCCUAGCAGCACAGAGGGACUGGAUUGUGGCUAUACAUGGCCAGCAGAGAAUUCCAUUAGGAAGAGGGAACUAUCCACUGGCAUAAAGCCAGCAGCGCCUGCUCCUGUAUGAGCCACCCUAUUCCAGCCUCUUCUGAUGUAAGCACUCAUGGGAUACUUUAGUAGAUGCCAGUGCAGACUCAGAAUCAGGGCACUCUAACUGGCUUCCUGAUAUCCAGGGAGACUUUGGCCCAUAGGGUUACUUAAAGUUCAGCCUUGCUAUUUCUGAUCAUUCGUCUAUUGUCCUUUCACUUCGCUCCCGGGACAAGCAACACUCUAACUGGUCUACACUACGGGGGAGGAUCGAUCUAAGAUACGCAACUUCAGCUACGAGAAUAGCAAAGCUGAAGCCAACGUAUCUUAGACCGACUUAGAAUCACUUACUUCGCAUCCUCGCGGCACGGGAUCGACGGCCGCUGCUCCCCCAUCAACUCCGCUUCCGCCUCUCGCCCUGGUGGAGUUCCGGAGUCGACAGCAGAGCGAUUGGGGAUCAAUUUAUCGCGUCUACACUAGAUGCGAUAAAUCAAUCCCCGAUAGAUCGAUCACUACCCACCAAUCCGGCGGGUAGUGUAGACAUGGUCUGAGAGUGUUAAGCUAGCUGAUGCGAUUUACUCCACCACAGUGAUCCUUCCCCCUGCCUUUUACCAUAGACGGUCAGAAUUAUUCUGGUUGAACAAUACCAGUAAUUCCCAGUGAGUCAACGGGAAUUAUUGCACUCAUGUAGCUAGAGAAAUAAACUCAUUCACUUUGCCAUGUAGAGGCUCUUCUGUGAUAAGAGAAAAUCCGUAGACCUGACAAUUUAGACAAAAUGGUUUUCCCUUGUGAUUUAAAAAGAGGAAACAUAAAAAAAUAAACUUCCGCAAAAAUGAGGUAAUCAGAGGGGCUGAUUCUGCAUUCACAGAGUGCUGGCGUAAAUCAGGAGUAACUCCAUUGUAGUCAGUGAAAUUGCUAGUGUGAUGGAGAAGCAGAAUGCCAGACUUAAGAUCUCUAAUUAAAAAGCUGCAUACGUUCAUUACAGCUUAAAAAACCCUGCAAGUUGUUGAUGUAGUAAAAUUAGUCAAGCUGUUGACAGUCUAAUCAAGUUCCUGCAUGGCUGGCAGAAGCAGAAUUACAUGCAUCUGGAUUUAGUGCUUGUAGCAUUGCAUCAAAUUCUUUUCAAUAUCCUUCCUGUUCAAAGUAGAACACUCCAUUGACAAUGGAUUAAAACAUUUAGAAAGUGUUUCACAGCGUCUGAUAAAAUCUAUUUUAUGUCUUCUGGAAAGAUUUUUUUUAUUUCUAUAAAGACAAAUAUUUAAACAUGCUUCCUCUUUAUAGUUAUAUUUGAAUCAAUAAUUCUUGAGCAAGGCAUUUAAUCUACUGUACUACACCAGUUUCUAAAACAUACUCUUUCACCCAGUACAAACACACCAGUAUAGUUUGUGGAAUAAAUGUAGUGGAGAGAGAAGACUACUUAUGCAAGCCAUGAAUAAAUGUCAUCCUUUGUGCAAAUCUGUUCUUUAAGGCCAAGAAUAAUAAGCACUGACUACAUAUACUUUGUAAUCUUGUACAGUGCUCUUAAACUGACCAGUCAUUUUCUAAUGAGGAAAUAUUCUCAUAUUUUCUUUUUAAGAAAUGUCAACUUUCACAGAAUAAACACCUAAACCUUUUUGUGUUCCUCAUCAGUAGAGUGCGAGUGAGUUUUCAGUCCAGAUCUAGUUAUGUAUGUCUUGUUCUGGUAACAUAUUGUUCCCUAGCACCCUAGUUUGUAUGUCUUCCUGAUAUGGUAAUGCACUAAGCUAAGUUACCCAGAGUAACUACUGAAUUUUAUCUUUUUCCAAUAUUGGGCCUAUUCUUGGAUUCCUUGUGCACCUAAAACUCCUGUUGCCUUCAGUAGGAAUGUGGGAUGCACAAGGAAUACUAGAUACAUGCCCCUGGAUCUGCCUAUGCCAUGCUGCACUGUGAUUCUAGCUCUUUCUCUUAUUUAAAUAAGGUGCUUUUGCUUCCCCGAAUUGCAGUUUGUUUAACAUAACUAGAAGCUGAACCUGCAACCAUUUAACUCAUGGGAAGAGUCCCACUGAUUUCAGCAGGGCUCCUUUUAUGAGCAAGCGUUUGCAGGAUUAAGCCUCAAAUUGUUGCACAUUGGUUAUAUCAACUGUGUCAGUCUGUGGAGUGAGUGCCUUACACCAUUGUUAAGUAGCAUUUCAGUAUUGCGUAUAGGGAUACAAACACAGAGUACCUCUGAGCAGGAUGAACCUGGUGAUGGAGCACUUGCAUGAGAUCCAUGACCAGUGUAUCCAGGGUUUUGUGGAGACACAACACUUGAUGAAAUUACAUUCCUUCUUGGUAACUUCAAAACAAUGGAAAUAAAUGAUGUAUGCACUUUGAGGCCAGCCUUAACACUAGCAAGAAUUAGACCCAGGGUGCUCCUGUCCUGCUUCUUUUGGAAGGAGGAGGGGAAAGUGGACCAUGAGUUGUAUAUCCCCACUAGUCACAUAUAAAGAGGAAAAAUCAGAGAAUGAGUUAGAGCAUCCACAUGGGACACAUAACGGUUGCUUGUGCUUAAAGAUGGUCAUAUAUAUUUUUAUGAAUAAAUGAGAAGUCCUUUUUGAAAAAGUAC